AAACAUGAUUUAACUGCUUUGUGGGGAGCUGUCAUAACUAAUCUAUAUAUGUACUGUCUACUGUAACGAGAGUAAUUUCACUAACUUUAUUGCAUGAUCAUUAAACUAUUUUUACUGAUUAUCGUCUAUCCGCUUUGUUUAUUGUAACAGAAAUGAAUAGUUUUGGCGUGGGGUUGUACUUUCUGACGAUGCUAUGGUGCGUUACUUUGGUUCUCUGCUGGGUUUCGGUGCGUACAGGACACAGCAUCGGGAAGAUAGCUCUACUCGUAUCUUCUUUGGUUACAUUGAUUUUGGUGUGUUUGCCAAAAGGCGAGUCGCAUAGUACGGACAGUGCCAAUUUUUACGACAAGUUGUAUGUGCCCCGAUAUGUGAUUCUGGUAUUUCUGUGCAUUAGUGCGGUUUUUGGCGGUCUAUUCGCUUUAGUUCAUGUUUGUGUAACGCCCAUUGAAACGCGUAAAGUAAGGAGUUUCUAAUAGUCUGCUUUGUCAAAAUGUCCAAUGCAAUAAGUCAAGGGUUGCGGUCGCCCAUCAAAUGUCUAGCCAGCCUAAGGAGAGCUGUGCCUAUAUCUACAUCACUUGUACACAAUGAGACUAUACUAGUUAAGAAUAAUGACGAGUUUGUUAAUAAGGUAAUGAACAGUGAUAAGCCAGUUAUAGUGAACUUCCACGCGGAUUGGUGUGAGCCCUGCAAGAUCCUGACACCAAAGCUCAAGGAACUGAUUGAGCCAUUAAAUAACUUGAAUCUGGCUGUUGUGGAUGUAGAGGAUCAUGCUGAUCUGGUGCAUACGUUUGAGGUAAAAGCAGUGCCAGCAGUAAUAGCAAUAAAAAACGGUAUAAUAGUGGACAAAUUCAUAGGCUUGGUUGAUGCAGACAUGAUCACAGGGCUCAUAGAACGAAUGGCCGGCAAGAAACAGGACAGCGCGUAAAUGCCACAGACUAUAUAAAUGUUAGAGAUGUCAGCCUGUGAUUGGUAGGAAGCUCAAAGGUUUGAUAAGUUAAGAACUUCUUGGUUGGAUAUUGUCGCUGGUUUUGAGUCUGGAAUAGUCGGGUUUGAUUUGGAUAAUGUUUGAUUUUGGAACUCAUGAUGUGUUUGACUAUGAUGCAGCUAGAAAGGUAAAGCCGAGGCGCUUAUUAACGGCACAGAUAGGUAACACUCAAAUUUCAACGUUAUCGACAUAUUAUUAAGUCAUAUUUUUACUUGUCGCUUAAAAGUAAUGUGCUGAGCCUUCAAUGGGCACCGGGUUUAAAACCAAGUUCUUGUCUUGAGCAUAGAUUAAAAAAAAUAUAUUUGUGUGAAAGCUAUUUAGUUAGGUGGUGGACAACAGAAUAAUCACAACACUAAUUUAUAUUUGUGUGAUUUUAUAAGACUUAUGACUAUAAAUAGGUUAGUAAGGAAAGGUUACUACCAAAACACGCGCUGACAUCUUAUAUUGUAAAUAAUAAUAAAGAAAAUUAGCUAAUAUCAGUUAUUUUUGUAAUUAUGUUUUGAAUGUACAGUCAGCAUCAAAAUCAUUUUAAUUUAUCAAUUAUUUUUUUAUCAGAGCAUCAAAACAAACAAAUUAUUAUUUUCAAAUAAGAGUAUUACAUAGAACAAUUAUAAAUUAAUAACUCCUGUGAUAUCACGAUAUCUUAUUUGCUUGUGAUGCUAACUGUACAAGUAAUAAAAUGGCGUUCGAAGCAAUACAUUUUAUUUUGGUUGUUGUCUAUGGUUUUAAUCAAUCUGUAAGAAGGUGCACCAUUAUUUCACAUUUUGUCUCUUGAAUAUUUGAUUGUGUGACAGGAGAACAAACUCUUAUAAGAUUUAGUGCAUUUUCUUGCAAAUUUAUAAAUGUUUAGUUGUAUUAGAAAAUAGUAUCGAGGACUCGAAUGAGAUAUUAAAAACAUCUGCUGCUAUCUAGAUGAAUAUUAUUUGACUAAACUUCAUCGAGUUCUCGAAAAAUCUAGCCUUUUUCAAACAUGAACUUUCUUAAUAUUCUUAAGAUAAUGUUCUCUUGGUAUUAUUUUAAUAAUUUGACACCUCUCAUUCUGCAUCUAUUUUUUUAUUAAUAUCCAAUUAUAAAAUUACAUGUUUCUAAUCUAAUAUUAAAACAAAUCUCAAGCUAAGUAAGAACUUUUUAUUUUAUUAUUGAUGCAUGACUUCAUGAGUGAAUUAAUUUCUGUAAGUCCGAAAAAGGUUGUCUAUUUAUACCAUAAGUAAGAGAACAUCAUGCAGUUUUAUUUUAAAUAGCAUAGGCAUCUAGAAAAUUCUUAAAAAAUAUAUUUGUGGUGCAUUUUACACCUUGCCUUAGGUUAUAACCAAUUAUAGAUAAUAUUGAUAUAGUUUAACUGCAGAUUUCAAUAAUCAAUCCAUUCGUAUUUUGCGAUUAGAGAUUUAGACAUAAUUUAUAUGAAGCUAUUGU
Molecule: messenger RNA, 2398 nt
Organism: Helicoverpa armigera (cotton bollworm)
Lineage: Eukaryota; Metazoa; Arthropoda; Insecta; Lepidoptera; Noctuidae
Product: thioredoxin, mitochondrial
Exons: 4
Coding region: 491-925 (144 amino acids)
Biological process (GO): cell redox homeostasis
Cellular component (GO): mitochondrion
Source: RefSeq, a predicted model, not a curated record